AAGUCGUACUUGGGGCGGCCGGAGACCGACUGGGUUCGGGAUUGUGAUGAACCUGCUUGGGUCCGGUUUACACUUAGCGAAACACCACGAGGACGCGUUGUCCGUGCAAGAGGCCCAAUUGGCUACGAUGCGGCGCCUUGGCGAGUCAGAGGGAAACAUUCUCGCCGUGCAGACCAAUCUUUCGUGCUCGUAUAGAAUGCUUGGACGGGAUGAAGAGGCCCUGUCGAUGCGGCGAGAUAUAUACUCCGGGCGUUUGAAGCUCGACGGCGAGCAAAAUGAGAGAACCCUCAUUGCAGCCAAAAACUACGCAACGUCCCUUAAGGAUCUAUCGCGCUUCGAAGAAGCCAAGGCACUGUUACGCAAAGAGAUUCCUGUGACGCGACGCGUUCUUGGAGAGAGUAAUGAUCUCACGCUCAAAAUGCGGUGGGUUUACGCGGAGACGCUCGUCAAGGACCCCGCCGCCACGUUCGACGAUCUUCACGAGGCUGUGACGACGCUCGAGGACGCGGGACGGACCGCGCGGCGCGUGCUCGGUGGCGCACACCCGCUCACGGUCGAGAUUGAGCGCGGAUUACAAAAAUCGCGAGCCGUCCUCCGCGCCCGCGAAACGCAGCCAUCGGCGAGUGCGUAA
Messenger RNA from Pelagomonas calceolata, 631 nucleotides. Lineage: Eukaryota; Pelagophyceae; Pelagomonadales; Pelagomonadaceae. The record is from the annotation of a GenBank genome assembly.